AUGUGUCGCAAUUCGGAUAACGGCUGCAUAUGGGCUGCUGCGAUCAGGGAUUGUCGCGAACGUUCGGACACACUCUUUCAUGCAUGCGUUGCAUGUCAGGCGUACCUCUCACAUGGGCCAUCUGAGUCGUUUCUCAAAUUCUACGAACAAUUGCUUACCUCCGUCCAAUCAGAUCUUCACUAUCCUUACCAACAGUUAAACGAUGGUACACUUGGCGCCACCGUUUUGCUGUGUACGAUUGGGAUGUUACAAGGAGUACCGUGGACGAUUCAUCUAAAGGGAAUGAAGGCUAUUUUCGACGUAUAUGAUCAGCUACCCCCUUCAAUCAACCCAGGGCCACUGUUUUCCCACUGCCUAGGUAUAAUGGGAGUUUUCGACCUAGAGCGUCUGAACGUUGGCCGCACCACAACGUGUCUCAAUAUCUGGCAGCGCUAUCGGAAAGAAAAGUUUGGCCGUAGUAACAACGAGAUAGACGGAAUUGAGAUUAUCUCCGGUCUUCCAAGAUCACUAAUUGACGUCUUUGCUGUCGAGGUCAGCGCCUCAGCGGAAGAAGCUCUGUGGCUGUGGCCUGGAUAUGAAGGGUCGAUCACACAAUGCCACCUUUGGGAAUCUUACCGCCUCGCUGGGGUCCUUGAUAUCCGCCACCGACGCAAAGAAAAAAUUGGCAACGAUGUAGAACGGGCAGACCGGCGGAUGUCGAAUGUAAGCAACGACGAUGUCCUCCGUCGAGGUCUCAGCGCAUUGGAUGCGAUCUACAAUGGACGAGAAAUGGCCGCUUAUGUGGUUGACAAGUCACGUCCCAGAAUUCACACGUUGUUCCCUUUAUUUAUAAUGACCCUCGAGGUGAUAUCAGCUCAUCAACACCGGAGCUGGCACCCUCUGCUUGAGAGUUGGAUCACUAUUGAAGCUGCCCUCGAUCAGACGUCGAACACGCGACUGGCAUGGCAGAUCAUUGAGGACAUGAUCGAGAGUUUGAAGAUGGGAUUCCAAUACACGCCUGAUCAAAUUGCAAAAAUGAGAGGUAUCGAAGUCCUCCUGUUAUGA
This is a messenger RNA of Exophiala aquamarina CBS 119918, 1044 nucleotides long. RefSeq lists its product as uncharacterized. The coding region runs from base 1 to 1044 and encodes 347 amino acids. The transcript has 2 exons. NCBI's taxonomy places the organism in Eukaryota, Fungi, Ascomycota, Eurotiomycetes, Chaetothyriales, Herpotrichiellaceae. The record is from RefSeq and is a predicted model, not a curated record.